CCGCUUGUUCCUUGCCGAUUCUCACUGUCGUCGUAGCCCUCGUCCUCCUCUCGGUGUUGUUGUUCUCGGUGACGCGACGGAGGUGUAGCCUGACGCGUUCUCUUACGUGUCGGUCUGAAUAAAAGUGGAGCUCCGUAGACCCGGGAGUGACGAAGCGAGUCUGUGUUGAUUUUAAAUGACAAUGGAAGCCUGUGCCGAUACACAGCAAAGUGGUGAAACGGGUGUGAAACAAGAGUCCGAGAUUGGCCUGUCCCAGGCCUCCAUAGCGUCGAGCCAGGUGUCAUCCAGCAGUCCCACAGUGGCCUUGGUGCAGCUGCCCAACGGCCAAACCGUCCAAGUGCACGGGGUGAUCCAAGCGGCCCAGCCCUCUGUUAUCCAGCCCCCUCAGGUCCAAGCAGUUCAGAUUUCAACAGUUGCCGAGAGUGAGGACUCUCAGGAGUCUGUUGACAGUGUCACAGAUUCUCAGAAGAGGAGAGAGAUCCUGUCCAGAAGACCUUCGUACAGGAAAAUCCUAAACGACUUAUCUUCAGACGCUCCAGCAGUUCCUUGCAUUGAGGAAGAAAAGUCAGAAGACGACUCUGCCCCGGCCAUCACCACCGUCACCAUGCCCACACCCAUUUACCAAACAAGCAGCGGCCAAUACAUCGCCAUCACACAGGGAGGGGCCAUCCAGUUGGCCAAUAAUGGGACAGAUGGCAUUCAGGGCCUGCAAGCACUCACUAUGGCCAAUGCCGCCACAGGCCAACCAGGUGCCACCAUCCUGCAAUACGCCCAGACCAGUGAUGGUCAGCAGAUCCUGUUGCCCAGCAACCAGGUGGUUGUACAAGGUGAGAAUAGAUGGCAAACAAGGUUCCUCUGGCACUUCUCUUUGUUACCAUUUACCUCCAACCCUUCAGCCGCAUCGGGAGAUGUUCAAGCCUAUCAGAUCCGCACAACCCCAUCCAGUGUCAUGGCGACCUCGCCCGCAUUAGGUACAGGGACGGGAACAGAGGAAGUCACGCGCAAAAGAGAGGUGCGCCUUAUGAAAAACAGGGAGGCUGCCCGUGAGUGUCGCAGGAAGAAAAAGGAGUAUGUUAAGUGUUUGGAGAAUCGGGUCGCCGUGCUGGAGAACCAGAACAAAACCCUCAUUGAGGAACUUAAAGCCCUCAAAGACUUGUACUGCCAUAAAUCUGAGUAGGCUCAUCAUUAUUCGGCCGGCGUGGGCCCGCCCAUGUACAGAGACUCAGCAAAGAGCCAUGCAUAUGGAUGCCACUCUACCUUUUCUAAUUGUUUUGCUUUCUUUAAAAAAAAAAACACA
Molecule: messenger RNA, 1297 nt
Organism: Hippocampus zosterae (dwarf seahorse)
Lineage: Eukaryota; Metazoa; Chordata; Actinopteri; Syngnathiformes; Syngnathidae
Product: cyclic AMP-responsive element-binding protein 1-like
Exons: 7
Coding region: 176-1177 (333 amino acids)
Biological process (GO): regulation of transcription by RNA polymerase II
Cellular component (GO): nucleus; ATF4-CREB1 transcription factor complex
Molecular function (GO): DNA-binding transcription factor activity, RNA polymerase II-specific; protein binding; cAMP response element binding
Source: RefSeq, a predicted model, not a curated record